Molecule: messenger RNA, 873 nt
Organism: Caenorhabditis remanei
Lineage: Eukaryota; Metazoa; Nematoda; Chromadorea; Rhabditida; Rhabditidae
Exons: 6
Coding region: 1-873 (290 amino acids)
Source: RefSeq, a predicted model, not a curated record
AUGGGAUGGCUCAUGUUUUUAGUCUCAAUCAUCGGAAUCGCUGUGAAUUUACGAGUUCUUCAAACAUUUUUCAAGCAGAAAAUGACAAGUUUUUAUAUAAUGUGCUCUUCAAAAACACUAUCGAAUAUGAUUAUCAUCCUUGGCUAUCUUCUACAUAAUGCUCCGAUAACUAUAAUAGACAACUUCACCGGACCCACCUUCUUCAACAUGUUGGUCAAUCAAAUGGUCAGCUAUGGAAUAUAUUUAUUAGGCCCGGUGACUCAACUCAUGAUUUCUGUCAACCGAUUAAUGGUUAUGUUGUUUGUGAAGAAGUCAAUAACACAGAAUAAUCAGAAGAUUACUGUAGCCAUAUUAGUGGUUUUUUGGAUUAUGGCAGUGCUGAUUACAGCAAUGGGGCUUCGAGACAGUUGCAACGUCAUCUACAAUCCAGAACUUCUGAAUUGGUGGAGUGGUGGAUGUGACGAUGACAUUGGGGAAGCUGUCAUGGGAUUCGUAAUUCUUUGUGCUAUCCUGUCCAACCUUUGUAAUCUAAUUGUAGUCAUAAAGCUAGCAAUGUCUAUGAAUAAGAAGCACUUGGAUUCCGAAUCAGUCCGAAGGAGGCAGGCGAAAUCUAGGAAAUUGUUCAUUCAGAACUGUAUUCAAGACUGGUUAUUCGGAAUAGAUAGCGUCAACAGCACGUAUAUCGAUUUGAUCUAUGAUGGGAUAUUGUUUAGAUUCUUUUUGGAUAUUUUCUCGAAUUUGAUGACUCCGGUGUUGGACGGAUGCGUGAUGAUGUUUUUCAAUCAUGGCGGAGAGAAGAAACAAUCUGUGAUUUUAUCUGUGAAAAAGAAGGAUACAACUACUCAGAAUACCGGAUCGAUGGGAAGAUUCUAG